UACACGGAAACGCACGUGGUCCGAGCCGGGGCUUGCGGGGUGGUUUCCUCUGCGACCAGUCCCCGCGGUUAGCCAUGGAGCCCCGCAGUGUGGAAGAGGUGCUGGCCCGGGCCGAGCAGGCCGAGGCGGAGAAGCUGCGGCUCAUCACUGUGCACAAGGACCUAGAGCUCGAAUUCGAUCUGGGCAACCUCCUGGCCAUUGACCGCAACCCCCCGACGGGCCUGCGGCAGCGGAACAAGUCGGAGUUGGAGACGCGGCUGCUGGGGCUGGCCCGCGACAACGUGCAGCUGCUCAUCAACCAGCUGUGGCAGCUGCCCACGGAGCGCGUGGAGGAGGCGGUGGUGGCCAAGCUGCCCGAGCCCAGCCUGCGGCUGCCGCGCGAAAAGCCGCUGCCCAAGCCGCGGCCGCUCACCCGCUGGCAGCAGUUCGCGCAGCUGAAGGGCAUCCGGCCGCGGAAGAAAACCAGUCUGGUGUGGGACGAGACGAGCAAGCAGUGGCGGCGGCGCUGGGGCUACCAGCGGGCCCGCGACGACACCAAGGAGUGGCUGAUCGAGGUGCCCGGCGGCGCCGACCCUAACGAGGACCAGUUCGCCAAGAGGCUGCAGGCCAAGAAGGAGCGCGUGGCCAAGAACGAGCUGAACCGGCUGCGCAACAUCGCCCGGGCCCACAAGGUACAACUCCCCAGCCAGGGGGGCAUGCACCCCACCGGCUACCAGAGCCGAGACGAGUUGGGCAAAGCCAUGCAGGUGGCCAAGCUGUCCACCGCCUCCGUGGGGCGCUUCCAGGAGCGGCUGCCCAAGGAGAAGCCGCCCCGGGGCCCCGGCAAAAAGCGCCAGUUCCAGCCGAAUAUCGGCGACUUUGCUACCGAAAAGAAGAACCAGUUGGAGCUGAUCAGGGUCAUGAACAGCAAAAAGCCCAGAAUGGACGUGACCAAGGCCACCAACAAGCAGAUGAGGGAGGAGGACAGGGAGGAGGCCGCCAAGAAGAGGAAGAUAGCCAAGGGGGGCAAGCGAAAAGGGCGACCCCCAGGGCCGGGGGCCAAGGGGAAAGGGGGACCUCCGGGCCCAGGAAGCAAGAGAAAAGGGGGACCACCAGGCUUAGGUGGCAAAAAAGGACAGCGUCAAGGAGGAAAGAGAAGGAAGUGAUGAAUUUUCCUCUCUAAUGUGUGUUCAAUCACUGAAUUGGGAGUGCCUUCUUGUGUGUUUGCUGGUUAAGCACCUAAGCUCUGUGGCCCAAAAUUUAAUUGCUUUGGACAUAAAAAAAAUGAAUGGGGACAGAGUUAUCAAGGAAUAUCCUAGGGCUUGAAAUGGUUUUCUGGACUUUGAAACUUAAACUGCUUGAACUUUUGGAGGAGGGGGAUUGUUGAGGAAGUUAUGAAUAUAUUUCAAUUUCUUAGUAAAAGUUUAAUAUUGUGAGUUCUGAAUUGAGUAUAAAAGUAACCAGGUGUAAAAAUAAAUGUUGAGUUCUUAUCCAAAA
Messenger RNA from Dromiciops gliroides (monito del monte), 1476 nucleotides. It is a transcript of the gene RRS1, whose product is annotated as ribosome biogenesis regulator 1 homolog. Gene Ontology annotation, molecular function: protein binding. The record is from RefSeq and is a predicted model, not a curated record. The coding region runs from base 75 to 1145 and encodes 356 amino acids. Lineage: Eukaryota; Metazoa; Chordata; Mammalia; Microbiotheria; Microbiotheriidae. The transcript has a single exon. Gene Ontology annotation, cellular component: nucleolus; preribosome, large subunit precursor; nucleus. Gene Ontology annotation, biological process: ribosomal large subunit export from nucleus; ribosome biogenesis; ribosomal large subunit biogenesis.